Molecule: messenger RNA, 2106 nt
Organism: Trypanosoma rangeli
Lineage: Eukaryota; Euglenozoa; Kinetoplastea; Trypanosomatida; Trypanosomatidae
Product: DNA repair protein RAD50
Exons: 1
Coding region: 1-2106 (701 amino acids)
Molecular function (GO): hydrolase activity, acting on acid anhydrides
Source: RefSeq, a predicted model, not a curated record
AUGCUGCAGCUUUCACGCCUGAUGCAGUGCGCCAUGGUUGCCUCCGCCUCCUCCUCCGUCCUUGCCUCCGCACGUGCGUUGAGCAGCGGGCGUCUGGUGAGAAAAAAUGCGUUUGCUUCCGCGAUGGCUGGCGAGAGCGGCGUGGACGGAGAUGGUGAGGGCGGGGGCAGCGAUGACAUGGAGGUCGUCCGCACCGUCCGUAGCGACACGAUUGGCGGCGCGGAGGCAAACGCCGGUGUGCAGUUUGACUUUUCCGGCUAUGAGGCAGACAUUGGAGAUGGUGCAGUGCUGCCGCUGCCGCUGCCGCUGCCGCUGUCGCUUCCACUCUCCCACCAGCAGCAGCAGCAGUGGAAGCAAAAGCCGCAGCGACACGGCGCGUCACCACGCCUGUCGCCGUCCUCGUUUUUGCCGCCAUCGCUACCAAAGGAGGUUCUGCGCGUCUCCGACGCGGGUCGUCUCGUGGAGGCCAAAAGGCGGCGAGGGCAGGCGCAGGGGGCGCAGGCGGACGACGCGGCGGGGGCAAUGGACAACUCUGGGGGGUUGCCGGUGGGCGGGGAGGCUGCUGGGCACGAGCCCGCGGGUGACGAUCACGCUACCGCCCCCAAUGGCCACGUGCAUCAGAAGCGCCCCAGGAAUGACGGCGACAAGGCCAAUGGCUGGAGGGAUAACAUUAACGAUAACAAUAACCACCUCAUCCCCACGGGGCUCACGAACCCGUUUCUUGGGCUCCACGACCACAUCACGCGCAGCUACCGCCUUGAUCAGCUGCUGGCCGUUGCACGCCCCGAGGACGUCCUACUAGGGCGGCAGGAAAUGAAGUCAGGGGCCUUUUCGUUUAUUCGUUUUGAGACUGGCCCACAGUUCUUGGCACAUAACGCGAAGAGUUCCUCGGUGUCGCAGAGCGGCGCAGUUACCCACAACGAUUGCGCUCUCGUGGUGGCGGAGCGACUGCUUGCCUUUCCCCCACACAUGCGGCACUUCCACACUGUGUGUGGUCGUGAGAAUGUUCCGUGCGACUUUUUUGCUGACGUUGACCUGCCGAAUGAGACCCCCGCAUCGGGGGAGAAAUUGCUGCUCGAGAUGCUGAACUACCUUGAGGUGCGGCUACAGGGUAUUGGCUUCCACCAGCCCUCGUUUCUAGUCUUCACAAACGAGGUCCCAAGCGCGGAUAAGGUCUCGUACCACGUGCACGCUCGUUCGCUGGCUCUCCCAGGCAAGGAAACAAAGGCGGAGGCGGAGGGUGAGUCCGACGACGUGGACCGCGACGCGGGCAAGGACGAAGCCCUGGGGAAGGGGUCGUUCCAGCGACAGCGGAGCAGGGGGAAGGAGACACCAGCGAAGAAGCCAAAGCUAAAGAAGUUUAUUGCUUUUCAGGAUUACCGGGUCGUUAAGCUCCUUGCGGAUGAGGUUAACACGACGUUAGGGCGCAAUGUAGUGGACGAGCAGUGUUACCGCACGAACGGCAUGCUGCGUUGCGCCUUCAGCAGCAAGAUUGUCCCCUCCCCCAACGGUGGGGUGGUGCGCCCCAAAGGCAAGCAACUAGUCCCCAUGCUCAAGGCCCAAGAUGCGGCGCUGCAGCGACGGCUCAAUGACAUGGCUGCGUACCUGGACACACUUAGCGAGGCCGAGAUACUAGAGCGCACCUUUGGCACCCGCUUCGCCCCAGUCACGGAAAGUCAUAGGGCGGACGCCGUGAAGGACACCUCCCGGAGUUUUAAGCUACUGAGGGCGAAACAUGUGUUGGGCCCGAAGGAGGCGGAUGCGGUGGAAUUUGACGCCUACGGCAACUCCGUCUCUGUGUAUCUCACGGAGGGAGCCAAGUGGCGUCGGUUCAAAACGGUAAUUGACAAGCUGCGACGCAUGCCGCCACAGUCGGCGGAGAGUUACGACGUUUGGGUGCGUGUAGGUCUCGCACUGCACAACUUCAGCAACGAAGACCACGUCUUUGAGGAGUGGGUGCGCUUCUCGCUAAAGUGCCCACAGAAGUACUCACGCGAGUCAUGCCGGAAGAAGUGGCAACAAUUUGAACGAAAUCCUGACGCACUCAACUGGCGGCGUGGGUUUAACUACCUGAACUCCACCGUAUGGCGGUCUUUGCAGCGGUAA